ACAGAUGUUUGUAAAUAUUUCCAAGAGGAAAAAAGGAAAAGAUGAACAGAUGAAGCUGACAGGUCUUAAUAGUGUUAAAUAACGAAGUAUCUGUAUAUUUUUACAGUUAGAGCUUCUGAUGUUGAUCUAAUGGAGUAAACAUGCAAGAAGACCCCAAAGACAUCGCUUUUCUUCACAAACUUUUACUGUCAUCUUUUGAAUGCUAAAAAGUGGGAAAUGGUUCCUUUGUUUUGUCUAAAACUUGUUGAUAUUCAAUAUGACAAGUAGAGAAAGGAAGGACUCUCUUUCUCUUUCUGAGAAUGAAGAUAAUAGGGACACUGAUGAAGAUUUCCAAGGGCCCCACGACUGGAGAAGGCGACUGAAGCCAGUCCAGUUUCAGUUUACAGCUGAUGAUUCCAAGCCUCCCCAAUCUUCAUCAGUUUCCAGGAGUAAUAGUACUAGACGAACCUUAGAGGAACUGAGGGAGUCUGACAAACCCCGCAGAAUUCCCUCCUGGAAAAGACACCUCAUUGAAAAGAAGAAAAUCACAGUCAAGCGACAUGGAAGUGGAGCAGGACAGUGUGGCACCAGCAUUUACAGGAAGAAGUCCUUCAAUAAAAACCUGGAGUCAGCAUUUCAACAGCAAGUCGUCAAUUCAGCUCAAGUCAGGAAAAAAGUUUCGCCAUCCAACUCUUUUAAACAGUCUCAAGCCUUGACCAGAAAUAGGAUUGCUAAAGUACUUAGAGCUCGACUGUAUCUCUUGCAACAAGCCGGUCCAAAUUCUUUUUUGAUUGGUGGAGAUUCGCCUGAUCACAAGUUUCGAGUCAUCAUAGGACCGCAGACAUGCAGUUGUGGCAAAGGACCUCACUGUGUCCAUGUGUUGUUUGUGAUGUUGAGAGUUUUCCAAAUCAGGGAAAGUGAUCCUCGUUUACUGAGCAAAGUGCUGAAAAAUUAUGAGGUGGAGGCUUUAUUUAAAGAGUACCAUGACAAAAUGUCGUCAAGAAUCUCAAUGAAGAAGGAAGUAAAAGUAACGAAGACAGCAAGUAGUUCUGACCUGCUGUCUCCAGACAUGGCUUCCGGACAGUCCGAGGCAGACGGAGAAAGUGUUAAGGAGGAUGAUGAUACUUGUCCCAUCUGUCUGCUGGAAAUGCUGGAAGGGGAGAGCUUGCUGAAAUGUGAAAAUGGCUGCCAAAAUCGUCUACAUCAUCAUUGCAUAUCAGUCUGGUUUGAGCUUUGCCGGAGACAAAAUGAUCCACUUAUCUGCCCUCUAUGCAGAGCCAAGUGGAAGUGCAGUGACAUUGAAAUCAAAGGAGAGGAAGCUGGUGACACCCAGCUGCCCAUAGUACCUCCAAACACUAGGGCCCCCUCCCCAGACAGGGCUCUGUCAUACUCUGAGGCUGUCCCCCCAGAGAGAGACCGUCUGCCGUAUGCUGAACCAAUCCCUCCCGAGCAUGCUGCUCUUGCAGAACCUUGGAUCAAGAUAUAUGGCGAGGAUUUGGUAUCUUGCUUUUUCACCCGUAACUGGUCUAUUCGUGAGUCUGGGGUUCGACAUUUGAGUAAGGAGGUGGUAGGGGUGCUGAUCAAAGGUAUGGGGGAGGGGAAAAGUGGUGUGAUGCUCUCCCCAGAGAAAGCCAGUCACAUACAUCGAUCCCUGGAGGUGUGCUGUCAAAUCCUUGCCUUUAUGAGUGGGGAUCCAGUCUACAGAGUAUAUGUAGCUUGCUUAAAAGCUUUAAGGACUAUUUUAUCCUAUAUUCCAUGUCGAGAGGACAAACAAAAGUCUCGCUUAGAGGCAGACAUUAAGCCCGUAGUUGAUGCCAUUAUCAUCAAAUGCACCGAUGGCAACAGAAGAACUAGUCAGUUGUCCUUGUCUACACUCGUGGAGCUGGCAAAAGGAAGCAGCGGGGAGCUGAGUGUGGGAAGUCAAAUCACAGGGGCGCAAAGUUUCGACAGUUUGGAUUAUGUGAUUCGAUGUGCAACAGAGGAUUUUGAUUCAGAAACAGUUUCGUGGCAGUGGCUUUUGGGAAGGCUGUACCUUUUGGAAAGAUUCUUUGAGGAGUUUCAAAACGAGUUAUCCCCAAGGAAUCCUCCAGAAGGGAAAUCCGGUGAUGAGGAAUCUGUGCUGGGAGGAGCCAAAUUUUCGGAAGGGGGUGCUAUGACUUCCCCUGAAAGGCUGCUGACCAUUGCUCGCUUUGUUAUAAAGCUUGUCAAAAACUCUCAUUCAAAAGUCAGUCGCAUGGCUAGGAAAGUUUUCUUGUUGGUGGCCAAGUUUUCGAUUCAUUUAGAGUCCAUGAUGGAGGAUUUGCACGACAUGUUAUCAGUACUAGAUGAGACAUCGGUGAAGUCCUUGAAGAAAAGAAUGUCCAGAAUUUCAGACGACUUUAAUUUGUCUGAAAAGCUAGUACAUGAAUUGCAUCAUGGCAUAACAAAUAAGAACAAUGAGCAGGAUCACACACCUGAGAAUUCUCCCCUUUCCUCACCUGAGUCGACACCUAGGUGUAACUCUCCCGUAACAGCAUCUCCAGAAUGCUUGAGUGAAGCUAGUGGUUCAAAUAAAGGGAGGUCCUUACCAUUAGUCCCUCCCAAUACCCCAAUUCGGGCUCGGAAGGAAUGCAAGUACGAGUCAACAGAAAAUGAGACUGCUAAUGAAAAAUGUGAUACAAAAAAGCAAAAUGAGAUUGUGAAUGGAGAAAUACCCGAUGACAUAGUGAUUGUAACAGAAAAAGUACUCGAGUGUUCCAAACCUGCUAAACUAGUCAUAGCUGUCCCUACAACUGAGUCAAUGCUUCAGGACAGUGCAAGAAAAAGCCCAUCUCCAAAACUUCAGACUCCCCCUCCUAAAACACCUCCCCCUAUUCCACCCAGACCUCCUUCUAGAAAAGGCAGUUAUGAGAUUCUACAAGUUGGCCCGAUAUUGUCUCCUCCCACACUGCCCCCUCAAGAGGCAGUUUUACCACCACCACCAGAUGUGGUGAAGUGUGCCAGUGAGUCAGAAGAGCGAAAGAAACUGUCACUGCCACUGCCGUGUACAACUGAAGAAAAGCCCUUCACAUUGUGUGAUUGCGAGGACAAAGAAGGCUGUAAACAUAAACCCAAACCCUGUCUCCUAUCUUUAGACCUACCAAAGAAAUUACCCUUGUCACUAGAUUUACCAAAGAGGGAAGCCUCUGCAUAUACAGCAACUUCAGAGCCUCACGAUGCAGAGGCCCAGGGCAGUACCAGCUUUUCGUCUGAUGAGCGUACACUUUCCUCUGAUGACUCGCUAGACAGGGUUUGCCGUCGUAAGGUGAGGGAUCCUGGUCGGUUUCCAACAGCAGAACAAGGAGCCACCUCAAGUGAUGAAAUUCUGGAUGUAAGACCAAGAGGUCGAACUCGUCUUGAACAUUCGGUUUCUUUCAAAUCAGAGGUGGCCUCUCCAAAGGAACCUAUAAAGAGUUUUAUGAAACAAAAGCAAGAUGAUGAUUGUCCCUGUAAAGAGGAGGUAGAGAGAGAGGAGGCCCUGGCACUAGCCAAAGCCAUGGAAGUUUCAGCCCUUGACCCUCCCAAACCCAUCAUCCCUGGCCUCACCCCAACGGACAGGGAGGAAGUCAUAACCAUUCGCAUUCAGCCAGAGAAUGGAGAACGUCUUCAUGAUGCAAAAGGAGGGAAUGGUCCCUCACUUUACUUAGAGGGAAUCCAUUGGAUUAAGGGCCCUUUACUAGGUACAGGGGCAUACAGUACAUGCUACCAAGCCAGGGAUGUCAAAACAGGUGUCAUUAUGGCUGUCAAACAGGUGUCCUUUUGUCGGAAUUCAAGGUCUGAGCAGGAGAUUGUGGUGGAGACCAUCACAGAGGAGAUCAUUAUGAUGACCAAGCUGAACCACCCCAAUGUGGUCAGGAUCAUGGGAGCCACCAGGCACGGCUGCCACUUUAACAUGUUCGUGGAGUGGAUGCCUGGUGGUUCAAUCUCCUACUUGCUGGGAAUGUAUGGUGCUUUUUCUGAGAAUGUCAUCACCAGCUACAUCCUCCAGAUUCUAAGAGGACUAGCCUAUCUCCAUGACAACCAUGUUCUCCAUAGGGACCUAAAAGGUGCAAAUCUUUUGGUGGACAGUACAGGUCAAAGGUUAAGAAUUGGUGACUUUGGAGCGGCAGCACGUUUGGCCUCUCAGACGACAGGAGCUGGGGAGUUCCAGGGUCAGCUACUGGGAACCAUUGCUUUCAUGGCUCCAGAGGUUUUGAGAGGAGAAAAUUAUGGAAGAGCUUGUGACGUAUGGAGCGUGGGGUGUGUCAUUAUUGAGAUGACAACCACCAAACCUCCUUGGAAUGCGAAGGAUAUCUCAAACCACCUGGCACUCAUAUUUAAGAUUGCAACAUCUAUGCAACCUCCUCCUAUUCCGGAUAAUCUCUCCCCACCGAUCCGAGACAUUCUUUUAAGAUGCCUGGAACAGAAGAAGACGGAGAGGCCUACUGCCAAGGAACUGUUGGUUCAUCCACUAUUUACUCAGUACAUGACAAGCACCAGCAGUAAAUGCUGACGUGCCACAUUUCCCAGCAUUCAGCUUUGGGCCAUGCCACAUCAUCUUGUGGGGAAUUCCGUGUUCAUUAUCAAUGCAGCAAAUGUCAGAAUAUUUGAGAAAGUAAUUUUGAUUGGUAAACAUUUAAGAUUGUUUUUGUGCAGUUGGAGCAAUGGAGAUAUUAUUUUUUACAUUCCUCCCACCUCAGACAUAUGGCUCAAGGUCUGUCCAUCUUUAAAAACUGUAUGAUAUUCGGAUAUUGCUCUCCACUCUUGUGCGUGUAUCUUUGAAAUACAUUUAUUCACAUUUGACAGGCAAUGUUAUUCUAUACAACGAAUAUAUGAUGAAAACUAAUCACUGAUUGGUAAUUAAAUAUCUAUGAUAAGGUUUUUUAAAGAUGAGUUUUCACUAUCCACUGUUAUCAAAGGGGUUCACAGUGUUCUAACCCUCAAUAUUUAUUGGUAACAAUCAAGUCAUCUCUUUAAUGGAUUCAUAGAUAAAUGAUGUAAAAAUCAUUCAAUGAAUUUUAAUACAGAAUUUUUAUCAACAAGCAUUGAAGAAUGAUAAAUGACCCCUUAAUUUGAUAAGGACUAGAAAUUAUGAUACAGAAUUUUUAUCAACAAGUAUUGAAGACUGAAAAAUGACCCCCAAAUUUUUUAUCAGGACUAUUGCACUUUUACUGUUAUUUCUGUUGGAUUUACAUGUACAUUUAGACAUUUUUUCAAUGUUGAACUAAACAGUAUUAUCUCCCUUUAGUAUUAUUCAGUGCCAAUGAAUCACUAGAUUAUGUUGACGGAUACUAAUUUCUUUUUUUCUUCUCUCCUAUUCAUUGUAAGUUAGCUUAUGGAGCAUGAAAUAUCAAUGGAAUAAUGCAUGCGCAUGUUUAAUCCCCAAUAUAUGAACAUGUUAAAUUUUUAAUAUAUACGAUGGCAGUUUUUUUUUUGUUUAACUGUUGAACAUAACAUCUUUAGCUGGUUUUAGUUUGCAUCUGUUAGCUCUCCUAGACUGGGGUGUCACUGUCACGUUAAUAUCAUAGAUGCCAAUUGUCUCAGUAGUCGUGAUAUUAUUUAUUUAGUUAGCAGUAGUUAUUACUUUUUCAUGCUUCUAUUUUAUACCCUUAGCUCGCUCUCUGUACAGAUAUUGGAUUCAAUAGCUUUUCUUCUGUCAGUCUGUAUACAUAUUCUACCAAAGCAAAAGUUUGUUUCUACAAAGCUUUUUUUUUUUUUCUUUUUUAUUGCUUUUAUGACUGAAAGCAUUUGUUUAUUAAUAUAUACCAAAAGAGAGAAAUAUAUGACCUAUAUGUAGUGUUGCUUUUGUCUAAUAUUUACAUAAAAUCCAGUGUGUUUGACACAUGUGGAAUAAAACUGUAUAAAAUAAUGUACAAGGAUAUGUAAAAAAAAAAAUUGUUUACUGUUUUAAUUCAAUGGUGCUUUUUAAGUGAUCUUUCACAUCAUUUGUAUGACAUAGACGUAGUGUGGUCAUACAUUUCUGCAAUGAAAAUCAUGCAUAAUAUAUAUAUAUACAAUGAAAUUUUGUUUAUUAAAAAAUCCUAUUACGGUACUAAAUACUUGAUUUACAAUGUACUACUAUGCAGACACAUUUUUUCAGUGCACAUUAGCAUGAAAACUUACUCCUAUUGUACAUUUUUCAUCCUAGCCCAUUGGGUUUUUUUGUUGUUGAUUGAAUUAUGAAUCUCAACAUUAAUUAGAUAGCAGUGCUCUAUAAUGUUUGCUCAGUUUAAAAAUUGAUUCUUUUUUCGGUCUCAUAAUGUAAAUAAAUUUGGAUGUGAAUCUGCAAAUAUAUCAGCUUACAGAAAAUGCUAUUUAUAUAGUCAAGUAAUAUUAUACCAUUGUUCCUCUUGUAACUUGUAUGUUACUAUCGGUAGGUCUCCAUGCCGAUUCUUGCCUCAUUAAUCUAUUUGUCUCUGAGAAAUAGAUCCUUGCUGCUUUGAUGCAUAAUCAAAAAUUCAUGAAUGAUUUAUAUUCCAUAAAAAAAAAAAACAUUCAGAUGUCUACCUCUUUUACUUAAGAAUGUUUGAAAAAUAUGCACUUAUUAGUUAAGCCAGUAUUAAGAAAUAUCAGAUUUUUUUUUAGCAUAUUUCAAAUUUUGAAGUGCCUUUAUGAAUUAAAGACUAUUAUUAAAAGUUCUGGAGAUCAUAUGGAUUUUGUGAUAAUAGGGUUGUGAUCAUUGUACAUAUCACUGAUGUUGUCUGUAAGUCAUUGCAUUCAAGUUCUGUGUGUAUGUACAUUUCUUUCCCUUUCUUUUUUUAUUCUGCUCAUAAGUCUUAGCUCAAAAAAGUGAUGAUUUGAUGCAUAUGCUCUCACCAUAGAGUAGAUUAUGUAUUUCAUUCUGUAGCUCCUUUGUCGCUAUACAUGUACAUUGUUUUUUGUGGACGUUAUAAGUACCAAGGUUUUGAUCCUACAUUUUUUACAUUUGAUCUUUGUAAAUGAACAUAGAAAAGUUUUAAAGUUAAAAGAUUUUUUUGGUUAUACUUUGAGUAAUCAAACUAUUUUUUAUAACCUGUUAUUAUACUAAUAUUUUUUGGCUGUUGUCAACAAAGUAGUGGCUCAUAUACUUCUUGACUGAGCUAAAAAAAAAAUUCAUUUUUUAAGGUUUCUCAGCACAAAUUUUGUUUUGUGUUUUACAUCUUACGAAUACAUUUAAGCAAUGGUCAUAUCAUUAUCAUUUUGAAAUGUUUGUCACAAAUUUAAAUUGAUGUUGUAUUGAGAAAACUUUUAAUUGGAUUAUAUCUUAAGCUAUGAAAUAUUCAAUAUUCAUACUAUCUUAGAAUUCAGUUACCGGUAUGCAUGAAAUGUAUGUUUAUUACCAAAAAUAGCAAUACCAAUAGAGCCUAAUUAAUAAUGACUUGUAAGAAAUGUAAUCCAAUACUUUCAGGAAUUUUACAUCUGAAUUAAACACGAUCUUUUAUAGCUCAAUUCAGUCGAUGGAUAUUUUUAGGAUGAAAAUAAGUUAUCAAGAUUGAUUCAUAUCAACAGAUAUUCCAAGCAAAGCCAAUGAUAUCAAGAUAUCUCAUAUAUUUUUUAGCAAUAUGGAUACUAGUCAUUUUAAAUCAUUUUCAAUUUUUUGUUUUUGUUACUCAUAAUCUUGUUAUUUAUUGAUAAUUAUAAGUUGCAACUGCAGAAAUUUAUUACCCAUUUAUCUGAAUUAAACUUAUAGAAGUAACUGGGUUUGGAUGCAAAUAAAAUAUUUCAGAAUAUUCAUACUAGAACAUAAGAAUAAGGUAGACUUUACAA
Messenger RNA from Magallana angulata, 7722 nucleotides. RefSeq names its product mitogen-activated protein kinase kinase kinase 1-like. Lineage: Eukaryota; Metazoa; Mollusca; Bivalvia; Ostreida; Ostreidae. Gene Ontology annotation, biological process: protein phosphorylation. The record is from RefSeq and is a predicted model, not a curated record. The transcript is spliced from 21 exons. Gene Ontology annotation, molecular function: protein kinase activity; ATP binding; zinc ion binding. Bases 257 to 4489 code for a protein of 1410 amino acids.